Rhinolophus ferrumequinum (greater horseshoe bat) is the source of this 1559-nucleotide messenger RNA. It is a transcript of the gene AICDA, whose product is annotated as activation induced cytidine deaminase. Gene Ontology annotation, molecular function: cytidine deaminase activity; zinc ion binding; RNA binding. The record is from RefSeq and is a predicted model, not a curated record. The transcript is spliced from 5 exons. Gene Ontology annotation, cellular component: P-body; nucleus; cytoplasm. The coding region runs from base 82 to 678 and encodes 198 amino acids. Gene Ontology annotation, biological process: defense response to virus; cytidine to uridine editing; negative regulation of single stranded viral RNA replication via double stranded DNA intermediate. Lineage: Eukaryota; Metazoa; Chordata; Mammalia; Chiroptera; Rhinolophidae.
AGUGAAGCAGCUGGGCUUGAGGCAAGCCUUUCCUUGGCCUCAUACUUUCAGGGAGACACGAAAGACACUCUGGAUUCCACUAUGGACAGCCUCCUGAUGAAGCAGAGGAAGUUUCUUUACCAUUUCAAAAACGUCCGCUGGGCUAAGGGUCGCCAUGCGACCUACUUGUGCUAUGUGGUGAAACGGCGAGACAGUGCCACCUCCUUUUCAUUGGACUUUGGUUACCUUCGAAACAAGUCAGGUUGCCACGUGGAAUUGCUCUUCCUUCGCUACAUCUCCGACUGGGACCUGGAUCCUGGCCGGUGCUACCGUGUCACCUGGUUCACCUCUUGGAGUCCCUGCUACGACUGUGCCCGGCACGUGGCUGACUUUCUGAGAGGGAACCCCAAUCUCAGCCUGAGGAUCUUCACCGCGCGCCUCUACUUCUGCGAGGACCGCAAGGCUGAGCCCGAGGGGCUGCGGCGGCUGCACCGCGCUGGGGUCCAAAUCGCCAUCAUGACCUUCAAAGAUUAUUUUUAUUGCUGGAAUACUUUUGUGGAAAAUCAUGAACGAACUUUCAAAGCCUGGGAGGGGCUGCACGAAAAUUCAGUUCGUCUAUCCAGACAGCUUCGACGCAUCCUUUUGCCCCUAUAUGAGGUUGAUGACUUACGAGAUGCAUUUCGUACUUUGGGACUUUGAUACCGACCUUCAAGAAUGUCACUUACAAUGAAAUAUCUCUGAAGAUAGUGGUGAAAGAACGAUCCUUCAAGAAUAGUUUUUUCUUCAGCUCUCAAUUUCUUAAGAGUUUAAAGAAAUAAUAUUCAUAUAUAUGACUUUAAAAAAAAAUGUAUGUCUUGAAAAGAGAGAAGGAACACAGGCCCAGCAGGGUGAUGCUGAACUAGUACAGUUUUUAACGCAACAAUGUCCCCUACUGGGAAAUGACAGAACUGCAGGGUCUGGGAGCAGCGAGAAAGCAGAAGGUAAAUCCUUAAAAGCAAGGUGGGAGGAUCGUGUUUUCAUAAUCUGUGUCCUUUAUUAUUUGACUCAUUCUGAGUUUUCGAUGGUAUCAGUGAUAAAGUUUUCUCUUUCCCUUUGGGGUUCACUUUCAAGUGAACAAACUUCGAUCACCUCAUGAUCUAUGGAAACUCCUAAUGAGAGAAUCUGAAUAAUUUUAACUCCAAACCAUCUCUUCAAAGCAUUACUAUCCAAGCAUGUGCUAUAUGUUUUAAUUAUCUGAGGCAUGUAUUUAUGUUUGUACCUAAGAGCAUUUCUUCUUAAUAUGGAAUAUGCAUGGUCACCUUCAGGCUGCUUUAUAAUAAACAAUGAGGACUGUGAAGAUGACACCUAAAAUGAGCUGGUGUUUCCAGUAACAAAUCUGGAAAUACACAUCCUUUUAAAGUAGUCCAUAGUUUAGAAACCACACUAAAACUUUACAUAUGAUAAUUAAUGAAUGCUUGGAAGGGAGUGGCUUGAAUAUUGAGAAGAGAAAAAUCUGUUCUCUGCUAUGGGUCUUUUUUUUUUUUUUUUUAAGAUUUUAUUGGGGAAGGGGAACAGGACUUUUUUGGGGAACAAUGUGUACU